This is a messenger RNA of Enterobius vermicularis (human pinworm), 1263 nucleotides long. The record is from the annotation of a GenBank genome assembly. Lineage: Eukaryota; Metazoa; Nematoda; Chromadorea; Rhabditida; Oxyuridae.
AUGGGAAACAUCAAUACCGUUGGACCUAAUGAAGCUUUGGUUAUUUCCGGAAGUUGGUGCGGAGGAACGACUAGAAAAAUCAUUAUUGGAGGUUGGGGGUGGUCAUGGUAUUUUGUGUCGAACGUUCAGCGUCUGUCCUUGGAAGUGAUGACAUUGAACCCAAGGUCAGAAGACGUUGAAACGGCGCAGGGAGUUCCUUUGACAGUUACAGGUGUUGCUCAAGUAAAGGUCAUGACAGAUCACGGUUUAUUGGAGACAGCGUGUGAGCAGUUUUUGGGCAAGUCAGUGAAGCAUAUUGCUGAAGUUAUUCUACAGACUUUAGAAGGGACCAUGACAGUUGAAGCUGUUUAUCAAGAUCGCGACCGGUUUGCCCAGCUUGUUAGGGAAGUUGCGGCUCCUGAUCUGGGUAGGAUGGGCAUGGAGAUUUUAUCAUUUACGAUAAAAGAUGUAGUAGACGCCGUCGACUACUUGGAGUCUCUAGGAAAAAGUCAGACUGCUGAUGUGAAGAAAGAUGCAGAGGUUGGUGCAGCAGAAGCCAAUCGCGAUGCUGGGAUUGUUGAAGCAGAAUGUUUGAAGGCUGCUGCCGAUGCAAGAUAUCUUGUGGAGACUAAAGUGGCUGAUGCUAAGAGGCAAUUCGAUAUGCAGCAAGCGGAGUUCAAUGUGCUUGUUUCUGCCAAGAAAGCGGAAGCUGAACUGGCAUAUGAUCUUCAAAAAGCAAAGUUAAUGCAGUCUAUUCGGGAGGAACAAAUUAAAAUUGAUAUCAUUGAACGGCGGAAACUUAUAACCGUUGAAGAGAAAGAGGCUGAGAGGAAGGAGCAGGAACUUUAUUCAACGGUUAAACUGCCUGCAGAAGCAGAAGCUUAUAAAGUACAAACAGUUGCUGAAGGGGACAAAACCCGUAAAGUUGAAGAAGCCCGUGCGCAUGCUGAAGCCACAAGAUGUAUUGGCGCCGCUCAGGCGGCUGUAAUUGAAGCUGUAGGUGGAGCGGAGGCUGGACGAAUGCUUGCUCGUGCUCAUGCUUAUAAGUUUUAUGGAGAUGCCGCAAAGACCGCACUUGUCCUUGAAAAGCUUCCUGAGAUUUCUAGAAAUGUUACAAAGCCGUUACUACGGACCAAAGAAAUUCUCGUUAUUGGUGGAGAUAUUAGCCAAGCCGGAUCUCUUACGGAUGUGGUUGCAACCGUUCCACCAGUAUUGAAAUCUGUGACUGGUAUCGACAUUACUGAAGUUGGAAGAAAACUUGUUGGCUUGGAAGGGAGCGCGUGA